CUGCUGCAGCUCCUCCUGCUGCUGCAGCUCCUCCUGCUGCUGCAUCUCCUCCCAGUUGAGGAGGAGAACCCUGAGUUCUGGAGGUCAAAGGCCAAACAGACCCUACAGUCCAUCCUGGACAGGAAGCUGAACACCAAUGUUGCCAAGAAUGUUGUGCUCUUCCUUGGGGAUGGAAUGGGAAUGACAACGUUCACGGCAGCUCGUAUCCUGAAGGGUCAGCUGCAGAACCAGAGCGGAGAGGAGACAGUGAUGACCAUGGACACCUUCCCACACGUGGGGCUGGCUAAGACCUACAGCGUAGACUUCCAGAUCCCAGACAGCGCAGCCACGGCCACGGCGUAUCUCUGUGGGGUAAAAACCAACCUGAACACCGUUGGAGUCAGUGCAGCGGCUCGUAACGGAAUCUGCAAAUCGCAGAAGGGAAAUGAAGUCACCUCUAUCAUGAAAUGGGCUAAAGACGCCGGUAAGUCUGUGGGUGUAGUAACGACCACGCGGGUGCAGCACGCCACCCCUGCAGCCACCUACGCCCACAGCGCCAGCAGGUCGUGGUACAGCGAUGCAGACAUGCCAGAUGCAGCCAUAGAGGAAAACUGCACUGACAUAGCAUCCCAGCUGAUCAAAAACAUCGAUAUUGACGUGAUCAUUGGUGGAGGCAGGAAGUACAUGACUCCCAGGUUCACCAAGGACCCAGAGUACCCCUCAGAUUUAUCUGCAUGGGGCACAAGGAAAGACGGACGAAACUUAAUCCAGGAGUGGCAGAGCAUGAAAACAGGAAAGGUUGCCCGCUACGUCUGGAAUAAAACGGACUUUGAUGCUGUUGACCCUGAAGCCACAGACUAUCUGAUGGCUCUGUUUGAACCCGGGGAUCUGCGUUACGAGAAGGAGAGGGACCCAAGCAAGGACCCGUCCAUCGCUGAGACCACAGAAAAAGCCAUUCGGAUCCUUCAGAAAAACCCCAACGGCUUCUUCCUGCUAGUGGAGGGGGGGAGGAUCGACCAGGCGCACCACGCCGGCCGCGCUUACAUGGCCCUCCAUGAGGCCAUUGCUUUCGAUGACGCCAUCGCCAAGGGCCUGGAACUCACCAAGGAGGAGGAAACGCUCACCGUGGUCACGGCCGAUCACUCCCACCCUCUCACCUUCAAUGGAUUUCCUUUCAGAGGGCAAAGCAUUCUGGCCUACAUCACCAAACGCAUUGAGGACGUCAGCAUCAAAAGUAACAUCACCACCCGGGCCAACCAGCCCCCCUGGAUAAAUGGAGAGACCCUCAUCUUGACCCAGACCCUCAUCCAUACCCAGACCCUCAUCUUGACCCAGACCCUCAUCCUGAACCAGACCCCCAUCCUGACCCUGACCCCCAUCCUGACCCAGACCCUCAUCCAUACCCAGACCCCCAUCCAUACCCAGACCCUCAUCCUUACCCAGACCCUCAUCCAUACCCUGAACCCCAUCCUGACCCAGACCCUCAUCCAUACCCAGACCCCCAUCCUGACCCAGACCCCCAUCCUGACCAAGACCCUCAUCUUGACCCAGACCCUCAUCCUGGCCCAGACCCCCAUCCUGACCCAGACCCUCAUCCAUACCCAGACCCCCAUCUUGACCCAGACUCUCAUCCUGACCCAGACCCUCCUCCUGACCCUAAAGUUAAUCCACACAUUGGUUUUAAAACUAACCCUCAGACCAAGAACAGACCCAGACUACGUCCAGCUUUCUGCAGUCCCAGUAGACUCGACCACCCACAGCGGGGAGGAUGUGGCAGUUCUGGCCCGCGGACCCAUGGCUCACCUUUUCAGCGGGGUCCAGGAGCAAAACUACAUCGCCCACGCCAUGGGCUAUGCUGCCUGCGUGGGUGCUGACCUCAGGCAUUGCCAGGGGGAGACCAAUAAACCUGCAACCCCCAACAACGGGUCAGGGACACGUCAUACUUCAGCAGUUCUGUCUAGCAGCCUCCUCAGUUUCAUCCUGGCCUUGACACUGCUCAUGUAA
Molecule: messenger RNA, 1983 nt
Organism: Cyprinodon variegatus (sheepshead minnow)
Lineage: Eukaryota; Metazoa; Chordata; Actinopteri; Cyprinodontiformes; Cyprinodontidae
Product: alkaline phosphatase-like
Exons: 12
Biological process (GO): dephosphorylation
Cellular component (GO): plasma membrane
Molecular function (GO): alkaline phosphatase activity
Source: RefSeq, a predicted model, not a curated record